AUGACUGUUAGUGAGUAUGAAAAAGAUUUCAUCAGACUGAGUAAGUAUGCCCGGGAAAUAGUGCCUAUAGAGGAAGCCAGAUGUAAGAAAUUUGAGCAGGGUUUGCAUAAUGACAUUAGGGUGCUUUUGGCAGCCCAUCCCAUAAAAGAGUUAUCUGGUCUGGUAAACGCAGCAUUGAAUAUAGAUAAGAUAAAAGAAGAAGAACAAAGCUGGAGACAGGAAGGACAACAGAAGAGAGGGCAAACCCAUAUACAGGGGCAAUCCUCAGCCUCUCAAGCACCUAUUAAGAGACAAAGGGGUACCCAACCAUCAGGGCAGAGUCAAGUACAAAGACAAAGGCAGCCACUAGCGCAGAGUUUUGCAGGAAGGUUUGGGCAACAAACUAGUACUACCGUAGCCAGUUCAAGAGGCGGAGGCAGGGGACAAUACCCUAUAUGUGAGCACUAUGGUAGAAGGCAUUUGGGACCCUACAGAAAACUAACAGGGGCAUGCUUCAGGUGUGGAUCUACUGAGCAUCUUAUGAGAGACUGUCCUAGGGGACAGGUAUCAUCAGCAACACCUGUAGAGAGGCCUAUUCCUGCCGGAUCUAGAGGAAGAGGAAGGGGUAGAGGUAAUCAAACAGGGGCAGCUUUAGCCAAUCAGAGGGUGUCUGAAAUAGUAGAUAGACCAGACUUCAGAACACCUGCUAGAGCCUAUGCCAUCAGGGCUAAAGAGGACAGAGACUCCCCAGUUGUGAUUGUUGAUAUAUUCUCAAUCUUUGAUAAACCUGUGCAUGCAUUAAUAGACCCAGGAUCUACAUAUUCAUACAUAUGUUUACCCAUUGUUAAUGAGGGGAAAUUACAAGCAGAUUCUCUAAACCAAGAUAUAAUAGUAACCAACCCCCUUGGUCAUAGUGUGAUAGUGAGUAAAGUAUAUAGGGAUUGUCCUAUAUCCAUCCACGGUCAUAUUUUCCAUGGUGAUUUGAUAGAAUUACCCUUUAGAGAAUUUGAUGUAAUCCUUGGCAUGGAUUGGUUAUCUAGGCAUCGGGUAAUAGUGGAUUGCAGAUCAAGAAGAAUUACAUUGAAAACACUUGUAGAUCAUGAUGUGGUAGUUGUAGGGGAGAGAUCAGAUUACCUGUCUAAUAUUAUAUCAACAGCUACAGCUAGGAGAUUAAUCAGCAAGGGUUGUGAAGCCUACCUAGUCUGUGUACUUGAAACUAAAAAGGAGAAUCCAUGUGUGCAUGACAUAUCCACAGUGUGUGAUUUCUCUGAUGUUUUUCCUGAUGAUCUUCCUAGGUUACCACCAGAGAGAGAAGUGGAAUUUUCCAUAGAUGUUAUACCAGGCACCGCACCUAUCUCUAUUGCUCCUUAUAGGAUGGCACCUACUAAAUUAAAAGAGUUAAAAAUACAAUUACAAGAAUUGCUUGACAAGGGUUUCAUACGACCUACUUUCAUGGAUCUGAUGAACCGCAUCUUCCAUCCCUACCUAGAUCAGUUUGUGGUAGUGUUCAUAGAUGAUAUCUUAAUAUACUCAAAGACUAAGAAAGAAUACGAUCAACAUUUGAGGAUAGUAUUACAGACUCUGAGAGAGAAACAACUUUAUGCCAAGAUUAGUAAAUGUGAGUUUUGGCUAAAUGAUAUAUCCUUUCUUGGGCAUGUUGUGUCAGCUGAAGGAAUUAGAGUAGACCCUAAAAAGAUAGAAGCUAUCCUUGAGUGGAAACCACCUAAAAACGUAGCAGAGAUUAGGAGUUUUCUGGGUUUGGCUGGAUACUAUAAGCGGUUUGUAAAGGGAUUUUCAAUCAUUGCUGCCCCGUUGACUAAAUUGUUGCACAAGAAUGUUAAGUAUGGCUGGGAUGAAAAAUGCCAAAAGAGUUUUGAAAAGCUUAAGAAGAUGCUUACACAGGCACCUGUCCUUACACAACCAGAAUCAGGUAAAGGUUUUGUGAUCUAUAGUGAUGCCUCACAUAAUGGACUGGGUUGUGUACUCAUGCAAGAGGGGAAGGCUAAUCUGGUAGCAGAUGCACUUAGCAGGAAAUCCUUUGCUGCUCUAAGAGCUUUGAAUGCUCGCCGAUCUUUAGCUAAUGAUGGUGCUAUCAUCGCAGAACUAAAGUUUAGACCCAAUCUACUUCAACAAGUCCAGGAAGCACAGAAAGGGGAUACUGAAAUAGCUUUGUGGAUAAGAAUAUCUGUACCUAAUGUUUAUGACCUGAGGAAGAGCAUUCUGGUGGAAGCACACAGUAGUUCAUAUGCUAUGCAUCCUGGUAGGACUAAAAUGUAUCAAGAUUUGAAACUGCAUUAUUGGUGGCCAGGUAUGAAGAAAGAUAUAGUUGAAUUUGUGGCUACAUGUCUGACUUGUCAGCAAGUGAAAGCUGAGCAUCAAGUUCCAUCUGGUCUUUUACACCCUAUUUCCAUACCAGAAUGGAAGUGGGAUAGGAUCACUAUGGAUUUUGUUGUGGGAUUGCCACUGACACCAAGAAAAAAAGAUGCCAUAUGGGUGAUUGUAGAUAGAUUGACUAAGUCAGCUCAUUUCUUGCUAGUGAGAACUGAUUACUCAUUGGAGAAAUAUGCAGAACUAUAUAUCAAUGAAAUAGUUCGAUUACAUGGAGUACCUCUUUCCAUUAUUUCAGAUAGGGACCCGAGGUUCACAUUUAGAUUUCGGGAGAAAUUGCAUGAAGCACUGGGUACUAAGUUGAAAUUUAGUAUAGCUUUUCAUCCUCAAACAGAUGGGCAAUCUGAAAGGGUAAUUCAAACACUGGAAGAUAUGCUUAGAAGUUGUGUUAUUGAAUUCGAAGGGAGCUGGGAAAGAUACCUUCCAUUGGUUGAAUUUGCAUACAACAACAGUUAUCAAGCAAGUAUCAAAAUGGCACCUUAUGAAGCAUUGUAUGGAAGGAAAUGUAGAACUCCAUUGUGCUGGACAGAACUCAGUGAGGCUAAAUUGAUAGGUCCAGACUUGGUGAGGGAAAUAGAAGAGAAAGUUAGAAUUAUCAAGGAAAGGUUGAAAGCAGCUUCAGAUAGACAGAAGUCUUAUACAAAUUUGAAGAGAAAAGAUAUAGCAUAUGAAGUUGGAGAUAAAGUGUUUCUUAAAGUCUCUCCAUAG
Messenger RNA from Manihot esculenta (cassava), 3075 nucleotides. RefSeq lists its product as uncharacterized. The transcript has 4 exons. Lineage: Eukaryota; Viridiplantae; Streptophyta; Magnoliopsida; Malpighiales; Euphorbiaceae. The coding region runs from base 1 to 3075 and encodes 1024 amino acids. Gene Ontology annotation, biological process: DNA integration. Gene Ontology annotation, molecular function: nucleic acid binding; zinc ion binding. The record is from RefSeq and is a predicted model, not a curated record.